This is a messenger RNA of Pelecanus crispus (Dalmatian pelican), 1663 nucleotides long. NCBI's taxonomy places the organism in Eukaryota, Metazoa, Chordata, Aves, Pelecaniformes, Pelecanidae. The record is from RefSeq and is a predicted model, not a curated record.
GACCCCAAACAUUGAUCGCCUGGCAAAGGAAGGAGUGAAACUGACCCAACACAUCUCUGCGGCUCCACUUUGCACCCCCAGCAGAGCAGCUUUCCUCACUGGCAGAUAUCCCCUCCGAUCAGGGAUGGAUGCCAUAAACCAUUACCGUGUUAUUUUUUGGAAUGCUGGCUCAGGAGGGCUUCCUCCGAAUGAAACCACUUUUGCCAAAAUACUGCAGCAGCAAGGCUACAGCACAGGACUGAUAGGGAAGUGGCACCAAGGACUUAACUGUGAAUCCCGCAACGACCAUUGUCAUCACCCUUUAAACCACGGGUUUGACUAUUUUUAUGGGAUGCCUUUUACACUAAUAAGUGACUGCCAACCAACGGAAACACCAGAGAUGGACAGAGUCUUUAGAAGGAAACUCUGGCUUUACACUGAGAUGAUUGGCCUCGUUACACUCACCGCUGUCCUAGGAAGACUGACCGGCUUGAUUUCAGUCCGCUGGAAAACGCUGACCUGCCUUGCUGGGUUUAGUCUCCUGUUCUUCGUAUCCUGGUUCUCAAGUUACGGGUUUGUACGAUACUGGAACUGCAUUAUGAUGAGAAACCAUGAAGUUACUGAGCAGCCAAUGGUGACAGACAGGACUACGUCCCUUAUCUUGAGAGAGUCCAUUUCAUUUAUUGAAAGAAAUAAGCACAAGCCAUUCCUCCUCUUUCUUUCCUUUUUACACUCCCACACCCCUCUUCUCACCACAGAGAAGUUUCUUGGGAGGAGCAGCCAUGGUUUAUAUGGAGACAAUGUAGAGGAGAUGGACUGGAUGGUGGGCCAGGUUCUAGAUGCUAUUGACAGGGAAGGCUUGAAAAAUACUACACUAAUUUACUUUGCUUCUGAUCAUGGUGGAUGGCUGGAAAGAAAAGAAGGCAAAAGGCAGCUGGGCGGCUGGAAUGGAAUAUACAGAGGUGGAAAAGCUAUGGGAGGCUGGGAAGGAGGAAUCCGAGUCCCAGGGAUAUUUAGAUGGCCAGGAGUGUUACCUGCAGGCACAGUUAUCGAUGAACCUACAAGCCUUAUGGACAUUUAUCCUACAGUAGUUCAUCUGGCUGGAGGGGUGCUACCCCAGGACAGGGUAAUUGAUGGCCGGGAUCUGAUGCCUUUAUUGCGAGGAACAGUUGAGCACUCAGAGCAUGAGUUCCUGUUUCAUUACUGUGGCAUUCACUUACAUGCUGUGCGGUGGCACCAGAAGGACAGUGGAGCCAUCUGGAAGGCUCAUUAUGUGACCCCUGUCUUCCAUCCACUCGGGGCUGGGGCUUGUUAUGAUAGAGGAUUUUGCCCAUGUUUUGGGGAAGGUGUGACCCAUCAUGACCCUCCGUUGCUGUUUGAUCUCUCGCGAGACCCUUCUGAAGCCAAACCUCUGUCGGCUGACCCCGCGCUCUUUCACACUGUAAUAAGGAAGAUUGGAAGAGCCAUAGAAGAGCAUCGCAGGACGCUGACUCCAGUCCCAGAGCAGCUCUCCUUGUACAAUGUCGUGUGGAAGCCGUGGCUGCAGCCAUGCUGUGGGACGUUCCCAUUCUGUUGGUGUGAUAAGGAAGGUGAUAAUAAACUUGCUGACCAAUAAAGGAAAGAACCAACGUUACUUCCUCAAAAGUGUUUUUAGAUCAGGAGUGUUUUCUUUGGGGGUGGUGUU